UCUGGAAAAAGAGUAGGAAUGUGCCAGGUUUGCAACUAUGGACCUGGACGGCACCCAUACCCAGAGGCUCCGCCCCUCCUGGAAGGCCCUCUCCUAUGGGUGUGCCCGGCCCAUCCGGAAGUCCCGCCUCCAAGAGUGCCCCCCCCCCGGAAAGCUCACCUGGAAGGCGAGCUGAAGGGUGAGGCCGCGGUGUCGCAUGAGUUGGGGUACAUGCACGUAGUACGAUGAACUUCUCGUGAAACUUUUCUGGAUUGCGUUUGUACCUUGUGCUAUAAAAUGGACCCAGAAAUCAAGCUGGCACCGAGGAGCUGAGAGGCCAAGGAGAAAGAGAUGUAAACUGGGAGACAGGAAUAGGGUGUGCAUGAGGUACCCCCAGGGCCCGGGUCCUAGUCCAGCUGCUUUAGUCCCCAAAGAGCUCCUGGGGUGGGGUGGCCUGGCAUGGCUCCUACACCAUGCAGCUGCUGGGUGAGGGCCGUAUGUCUGUCUGCUUCAGACCGCGUUGCUGCACGCGCUGGUGCAGCUCAGCGGAGUACCCUCUGAGGUCUGAGUGAGCCCCUCUUCUCCCUCUGUCCACUCAAUCCGCGGGCUCCCACUCUACCCUCUGCACACAUUCACCCAGUCUACAAAGUCUAGCUUUGCAGUCAGGCGGGGCUUGAUCAAGCCUUAGUCCUGUGACUGGGCGGUGACCUCUACCCCUGCCUUGUUCCCCUCAAGGUGCCUACAGCACCAGAUCCAGGGCUAGAUGGGCAGGCAGUUCAACUCCUAACUGGCCAGAAGGCCUGAAUCUCCUGCUCCGAGGGCGGAUGGGGAUGGGCACGGGGAUUGGCUGGAGCCGAGGGCGUGGGUGUGGGCGUGGCGUCUCCAGGGAAACCUAUCCAGCUACCCUAGCCGGGUCUUGACCUCUAAGACUUGGGAACCGUGGAGGGAGUGCUCUCCUAGCCCAGUUAGAAGAGGACAGACAUGGAAAGGGAUCGUUCCUUUGUCAUCCUGGACCACAGAGCCAGAGGUCCACUGGAGGAGCAGGACGACCAGCCCCCAGCUGUGGAGGACCACAGGCACCUGGACAGCUAUGACCUCGUCACUGCAAGGGAUGGACGGGUAUCCCCAAGAGAGGAGGAUGAGGAGUCUGAGGGGCCUCUGAGUGAGCGGGACCUGCAGAAGGCCUCCAUCCAGCUGGUCCAUGGCGUGCAGACCUGGCAGGACGGCUGUGUCUACCGAGGGGAGUUUGGGCUCAAUGUGAAGCUCGGGUACGGCGAAUUCUCUUGGCCCACGGGCGAGGCCUACCGUGGGCAGUUUUACCGUGACCACUGCCAUGGCCUGGGCACCUACAUGUGGCCAGAUGGCUCCAGCUUCACAGGCACGUUUUACCUCAGCCAAAGGGAAGGCUAUGGCAGCAUGAACCUCAAGACGCGGGUCUUCCAGGGCCUGUAUAAAGCAGACAUACGAUUUGGGCCGGGCAUCGAGACCUACCCCGAUGGCAGCCAGGACGUGGGGCUGUGGUUCCGUGAGCAUCUCGUCAAACUGGCCACGAAGACCGCCUGCAGCUUCUCGGUGCUCAGCUACCCAGAGUUCUCGGCCUUCCUCACAUGCUCUCAGGAGAGGAUCAGCCUCUCAGAUGAGGAGAGAGUGGAGUGGGGCCCACCCGAGGGCCAAGACCCCUUCUUCUAUGAGUACAAGCGGUUUCUCCUGAAGGAUAACCUGACAUUGCCCCCAGAAUUGCAGGUCUACUCCACUGACCACUGCCACCUACCCAUGACAGCCUCCUUCCGGAGAGAGCUGGACGCCCAGAUCUUUAUGGAUGACCUCCCGCCAUGUGUUGACGAGGGAGAACCCUGGUUUAUAAGGAAUGAAACUCCUUUAUUGGUCAAAAUCCAGAAGCAGGCUUACAGGUUCAGGAACAAGAAAGCUCACACCAGUUGGAAUAUGGGUGCCAUCUUGGAGGGAGACCGCAGUGGCUUUGCAUGCAUUGGGCCCAAGGAACAGUUUUCCCAGGAGAUGAUCUUGAAGGCGGAGGAAGGGGACCAUGACUGGAUUUAUGGGAUUCUGAAGGACAAUCUGGCCUAUGCUGAUGUUGCCGAUGCAAAGGGCUACACUGUGCUUGCUGCAGCUGCUGUGCAUUGUCACAAUGACGUUGUCAACCUUCUCCUGGACCACGGGGCCAAUGUGAACAAGCUCACGGAUGAGGGCCUCACACCACUCAACAUGUGCUUCCUCCUCUAUUACCCCAGCAAGUCCUUCAAGCCCAACAUUGCCGAGAGGACUGUGCCCCAGGAAAACCUGAAGCCCCUCCUCAUUCCCAAACUGUUGCCUUCAUGUGUGGAGACGAACGUGGAGUCCACCUACGAGGUGGCCACACUUGCCCUGGGCAGCGGGGAGCAGAGGCUGCCAUCACACACCGCGGGCAGCCAGGAGAAGGGCUCAGGCCCGGGCUCUCUGCAGUCUUCAGAAUCCAGCUCGCCCUCGUGUCAGCGCGCCAUCAGGAGCAGGGAGAGAGGGCCAGAGGGCUUGGCAGGAGGCCUGGACAUGUCCUCCCCAUGCAGUGAGGCGCACUUCGAGUCCAACCUGUGUGUGCACAACUACUCCAUCGAGCUGUCGAGGGACAUGCUGGAGAAGAGUGCCCAGGCCUACAGCACACUGCAGGUCCCCGCUGCCCCGGACAAGGGGACUGUGAGGAGCCUGGCGCGGUCCAUGGUUGAACACAGAUGCCGGUGGCUGACCAUCAAGCUGCUUCUGCACCGAGGCGCAGACCCCAACCUGUGCUGUGUGCCCAUGCGGGCCCUGUUCUUCGCUGUGAAGGCCGGGGAUGUGGACGGGGUACGGCUGCUGCUGGAGAGUGGGGCCAGGACUGAUAUCCGGUACCCACCCCAGCUGGGGGCCCUGACCCCGCUCCACAUUGCUGCCGCCCUUCCGGGAGAAGAGGGUGUCAGGAUCACGGAGCUGCUACUCCAUGCCAUCACUGACGUGAACGCCAAGGCUGCUGACCAGGAUGACAUGUAUAAACCAGGCAAGCUGGACCUGCUGCCCUCAAGCCUGAAACUCAACAAUGAGCCAGGCCCACCCAGCAUCUACUACACAGUGCGCACACCCACAGCAGAGGAGGGCGGCAGGACGCCCCUGCAUGUGGCCUGUGAGCGGGAGGACAGUCAUAAGUGUGCCAGGGAUGUCGUGCAUCUCCUUCUCUCCCACGGGGCAAAUCCCAACUUGCUGUGGAGUGGCCACUCCCCACUGUCCCUGUCCAUCGCCAGUGGGAACGACCUGAUUGUGAAGGAGCUCCUGUCCUAUGGGGCUGACCCCAACCUGCCCCUGACCAGAGGCUUGGGCAGUGCCCUGUGUGUCAUCUGCGACCUGGCCUAUGAGCAGCAGAGGAGCACAGACAACAAGAUCACCCUGAUUGACCGGCUCCUGAACCACGGGGCUGACAUCCUGAAGCCAGUGAUGCUCACUCAGGGUGACAAGGUGGCAGUGGGCACAGUCGUGGACUAUGGCUACUUCAAGUUCUUCCAGGACUGGAAGAUCGCCCACUGCCCCUUCCACGUGCUGCUGCCAGCAGAGCGGGAGACGCUUCUCGCCCGGAAGAGGCUCCUGGAGUACAUGGGCUUCCAGCUGCGGCUUGCUGUGCUUGCCAAGGAACGGGAAUGGGACUGGAAGGCGAUGUCCCAGAGCAGGAAAGCGGAGCUGAGCCCUGGCCACAGGAUGAAGAAGAGAAGCUUUGGCCUGGCCAAGGCCCUGGUGGAAGAAGGACAGGAGCUUGCCCCCUUCUUCAAGUUCUGCUACCAGUGUGGCCGCUCCAUUGGCGUCUGCCUCACACCCUGCACCCGCUGCUAUGGGAUCCUGACCUGCAGCAAGUACUGCAAGUCCAAGGCCUGGGCUGAGUUCCACAAGAGGGACUGCAAUGAAAUGAUGGCUGUGGUCGGGGCCGUGCCAGGCCGGCAGAGGACAGGUACAGGCCCAAGGGGGCCUGGCAGGGGACACGGGGAGUCUUCAGACUGGUUUUCCAUCUGGGCUUCGCUGUCCCUAGGCCACAGGGCUCUGGGCUUGGGCUGGUGUGGGAGUUGCCCUCAGCCUGGCUCUUGGCCCCAGAGCACGGUGGACAGGGCCUUGUAGAAGCCACCUGAUCUCCUGACCCCCCUCCUGCCCUCUCUACUGGCAGUAGGCACAGUGUGGAGGCCACGCUCCCUCUUGUUGGUGGGCCUGUGCAGUGGGCUUGGCCCAAGGAUGGGGAGGGAGCACGGGCAAGGGCUUCCUCAGGGCCUGCACCACCUUUGCUGGCCCUGUCCUGAGACAGCUGGCUGUGCACCUCUGAUUCCUCCUCUGGGAACCGCAGGCACCAGGCACCGGUUGCCCAGGUUGGGCUGCUACAGAUGCACCUGCACCCUCAGCCUGGCUGUGGGGGGCUGCAGAGAGCAAGGCUGACCCUCCUUCUCCCUGUGCUUGUCUUGUCCAGUGCCUGGCUCUGCACAUACCUACAGGAGGGCAGGAGACUCUCACUGAGAAGCAGUGAUGCUGGUGCCUGGGAGAGUCCGAGGCUGUGCCCGUGUCUCACUGCCCAGGGGUCACCUCUGUGCUCUGCAGUGGCUGCAGCAGGAAGUCUGGCACCCUGCGGCUGCAUGUGCAACGUCUCCAUCUACCAUGCAAUAAAGCGGCCUUGGUGUGCACCUGAAGGUCUGUGCGCUGCUGUGUCCCACCCGAGUCGAGGCCUAGCACUGGCCACACCCGCCUUGCUUGCCUCCUGCUGGCCCGGCAUGGGAUGUGUGUUGUGCUUCAGGGAGAGGCAGGUGCAAGGCAGCUGACGGUCAUGGGAAUGGGGGUUCCAGGAUGCUCCCAGAGCCAUACGGCCGGCCCCUCCUUUACUGUCUCAGUGCCUUUGUGGGCUCACAGCUCCUUGCAGGGUCCAGAGUGUCUUAAAUGUUUCCCGUGUACCAAGUGAGUUCCUGGGCACUGGGUAUGCAGAAAGUGCUGUGGUUGAGAGGGCGAGGGGCUGGGGCAGUGCCAUGUAGAUGGAGAGUGAGAUGUCCUUUCCCAGAGAGGAGGAAGGGGGCAGUGAGGGGCCACCCCACGUGAGGGGGAAUGUGGUGGGGACAGCAUGUCCUCACAGAAAGAUGGAGUGGGGGGUUUGCUGCCUGCCGGGAGCAGAGUAACUGGGGGUGGUGGGAGAGGGGGCUGGAGCUGGCCAGGUGAGGGCCCCUCCCCAGGCUGCCUUUUGCUGGCCAACAGUCAUGGAAAUGACUGUUUUACCUGAUUUCUUGCCUGUCACAAGUGUGCAGGUGUGGGGGUACACUUGGGCGUGCUGAGCAGAGACCUAGACAUAGACGAGGAAGAGCCUGGUGGAGGGAGGUGCCGCCCAGCUCGUGGGUGGCUUUCUGGGAAUGGGGGCUCCUGAUAGAGCUGAGGACCAGCCUCCUAAACCCUGGCACCGACCACUGUCACCAUGGUGAGCCAGCUUCCCACCCCAGGGCCACCGCUGGGAGAGCUCAGGGUGGACACUCAGCUGUCCAGGUCACCUUUGCUCCACCCCAUCAGCCACAGUAAGGCGAGCAGCGUGCGGUAGUUUUCUACCAGCCCCUGCGUGUGCUUCCCACCCUGCCUCACCUUACACGGCACAGAGGCCACAGAGACCCCUGAGAGAGGCUCAGCACCCGGGGUGGCAGACGGAGGCACACGUGUGCAAAUCUAAGCACAGAGACCCACUCUUCAUGCUCCAAGUCAGGCCGUGGCACCUUCCUGUGCACUACAUUUCCACAACACAUUGCUCCCAUGUGAAGAUUGCUCUAUUUUUUUUUUUUUUGCUCUGAUUAUUUGUGAAAUACACGCUUACUGUUAAAAAGACACAAAGGCAAGAAUAAUACUGAAAACAUCAUAGUCUCUGCUCUUUGAAUGCCUCGGGGAGCAUCUUCCUGUGCCUGCACCCCACCUUCUCUAGCUCCAGGAGCUGAUCAGGACGGCACAGUCCACUCCGCAUCUCUGCCACCUUCCCCACUGUGCCUGCUCUGCCACUCCUCAUGCACAAGGCCACUGCAUUCUGCAGACACCCGCGGAUGUCUGGCCAGGUCAGAGGACUCAGUCUUUACAGGAGGCUCUGCGCACAGGGCCUACUCACCCCUUCAGUAGUUCCAGAAAGUUAAACUCCAUUCUCUAGUGCAUUCCACCCUGUGUUCCAUGUUCCCCUUGCUCCCGGGGAGAUCACACAGCUCCCACAGUGGCCUGGGACCCCUCAGCACAGCUGAGCAGGGGAUCUUGCUUGUGUGAACAUCUUGCCCACGUACAUGUACUGAGUGACCUGUGUCCUCUGCCCUGCUCCC
This is a messenger RNA of Fukomys damarensis (Damara mole-rat), 6299 nucleotides long. RefSeq names its product ankyrin repeat and MYND domain containing 1 (gene Ankmy1). The record is from RefSeq and is a predicted model, not a curated record. Gene Ontology annotation, molecular function: protein binding. The transcript has 18 exons. Bases 961 to 4104 code for a protein of 1047 amino acids. Lineage: Eukaryota; Metazoa; Chordata; Mammalia; Rodentia; Bathyergidae.